Molecule: messenger RNA, 1932 nt
Organism: Lodderomyces theae
Lineage: Eukaryota; Fungi; Ascomycota; Pichiomycetes; Serinales; Debaryomycetaceae
Exons: 1
Coding region: 1-1932 (643 amino acids)
Cellular component (GO): commitment complex; nuclear speck; U2AF complex
Molecular function (GO): pre-mRNA 3'-splice site binding; poly-pyrimidine tract binding
Source: RefSeq, a predicted model, not a curated record
AUGUCACAGCCGUCAAUAAAUGACUAUUCACGAAGGGGAAACAAUGGUGAUACUAACAGGUUGACGUCAGCAGCAGCACGCUCAGGCUCAUCGAUUCGGGAACGCGAUUCAAGUGGCCAAGGAUACACACAACCGCAGUCCAAUGCAGAUACACAUUCUAGCCAGUAUCCUCAAGGUACGCAAGGCGUGAGAGGUGAUGAUCGAAGUAGCUUACAAGCUUAUGCAUACAGGGAUCGUGGGAAGGAGAGAGUAGCCGAAGUGCCAGUCGCUUCCAGUUUACAUCGCAAGAGAGAAAAUCAACCAGAACUUCCAAAUGUGCCCAGCUCAUAUUACGGGAGAGAAAGGUAUCAUGGUACUGCUGGACCGAACCUGUACCGUGGACCUGAAAGGUAUGGAGGCCCAAAUGAAUCAAGGUCAUAUCGAGGCAGCGAAAGAUAUAAUGCUCCCAAUCAUUCAGGCUUACAGAGUGGUGAACUGUAUAGACCCAGGAGCAACAACAAAAGGCGUUAUGCUGAACACCAGGGGGACUCUUACCGUCCAAACCAACCAAGAAGAAGAGACCAAUUUGAUCCAAACUUCCACCGUGACGAGCCGAAUUUGAAUGAACAAGUUGUCCCUACACGACCCGUGUCGAAAAUGUCAAAAGCUGAAAUUGAGGCGAGUAUUCAAAAAUUGGAGAAUCAUUUAGCUAGCCUCUCUGACGUACCACCCUUGAAUCAAAUCAAGGUUAUCGAUUCACGAUGGGGUGUGAAGGCAAAAGGAUUUGAAAAAGUCAGCGCACCAAGGGCAAAAUUAUCGGGUUUAUUCCCCCUACCUGGAUUUCCACGUCCUGUUGACUUUACGAAACUAGAAGGUUUAGUCAAGGACAGACUUCUGAAUAGUGAUGACAUAUUGAACGAAACAAGCAGAAUUGAUCCCGUCGAUUCCAGAGUGGCGAAAAUACUAAUAAUAACUGGUAUUGAAUCGAUAAAUUAUUUGAAAAUUGUGGAGUUUUUCAAUGAUUAUUUGAGAAUGAUUGAUUUUGAACAGAGCUCGAGUAACAACAUCCAUAGCAAGAGAAAGUUGAAAGAUGACAAGACAUUGAUCAUUGAGUUUAAUAACAGUGAAUGCGCCACGAUUAUUUAUUCGCUAAAUGGUACAGAGCUAUUAUUCAAUGCUUACAAAGAGGACAGUGUUGCCAGGAGAGACGUAAGCGACAAGUUUAGACUUCAAAUUUCCAGACCAAACGAAUAUGUUGUACAAGAUGAAGGAGACUUGAGCUCUGGUGAAGUGCAAGAAGUUGUCAAGGAUAGCCCGAGAAAAAUUUCACUCAUUGUUUCGCCAAAUGUCUCUUCUGACAACGCGAAAGAACAACUUGAAAAGUUGGCUCCUUUAGCUGGCAUGCAGUAUCUCCGACAAAAAGGCACUAAAGAACCACUUGGGUUAAUAUUUGUUAAGUUUAAGCAUGCAGAUGCUGAGAUCAUCGAAAAGCUAAAGAGCUUACCAUUUGCUACGAACGCAUUUUACUCAUGCCUUUCAAGCCCCGAAACUCCAGUUCAAACUGGCCCCAUCGACUAUUACACCUUGCCUAAGCUCGCAAACAAUGAGCUAGUCCGCGUUAGAGCUAGCUCCAAGGUGGUACAACUCAUAAAUGCUGUCUCCAUUAGGGACUUGACGAACGAUCUGAAUGUAAAGUUCUUGCAUGACGACAUGAAGGCUGAAGCAUCUAAAUUUGGAAAUGUGGUCUCUAUCAAGAUUCCCUGUCCUGCUAACGACUUCACGCCAGGGUUACAGCAAUUGAAUGUUGCUGGAUUGGGCAAAGUUUUCAUUGAGUUUGGUGAUGAAGAUGCUGCUUUGAAGGCGAUAAUGGAGCUUUCUGGAAGGCUGUAUAAUGAUCGAACGGUGCUUGCUACUCAUUAUGACUACGAAGAUUUCAAGAAAAAUAUAAUCUGA